Molecule: messenger RNA, 4770 nt
Organism: Monodelphis domestica (gray short-tailed opossum)
Lineage: Eukaryota; Metazoa; Chordata; Mammalia; Didelphimorphia; Didelphidae
Product: membrane cofactor protein-like
Source: RefSeq, a predicted model, not a curated record
CCCGACAGUCCCGGGAGGGUGGAGCGGCGUUACAGUCAAAGUUAGGGCGGCGCCGCCUCCUUCCAGGAAGCGCUUCCCCUUUCCUUCUUAUCCGGCCUCUCACCGCACCCACCCUAACUAAUCGUCAGCUUCUCCAAAGAAGUCCUACCUAAAGCCAGCUCCUGGCCCUGCCAGUUAACGGGGAGAGGACACGCCUGGCGGAGAGAGAAGCCGGUGCCCCUGCUCCGGUCUCCGCGUGCGUCUUCUACGAGUGCUGGAUCGCCGUCUUAGUCUCCGGCCGGAUCCGCCUCGCAGCCAUGGGGGCGUGUCCCCUUCGCGAGGCCUGGCUCCCCUCCGUGGGGCUCCUCUGGGCGCUGGCGCUGCUUGGCCUGCCGCGGGCCAGCGGUAAUUGUAGUACUCCUCCAACAAUUCCUUAUGCUCAUCCAGAAGAAAGCUAUGAUGCUGAUAAAACCUUUGGUGAUGGAACCACCAUAACUUACAAAUGUGAUACUGGUUAUGCUAAAAUACCUGGAAAAUCAAACUCAGUUACUUGCCAGGGUGUGGAAUGGUCAGAAAUCCCACAAUUUUGUAAUCGUAGCUGUAAUCAGCCACCCCGGUAUAAUACUAUGCAACCAGAUAGUGCAUUCAUAAGUCAAAAUUACUUUCCUAUUAAUAGCACUGUGACUUUUGUAUGCCGGCCUGGACAUUCUCUCAUUAAAUUAGGUCCACUCCUCAGUAUUUGUCAGGAUGAUGGAAGCUGGUCACCCAUCUCAGAAUCUUGUAAAAAAAAAUCAUGUCCAACUCCAGUAACACCAGAUCAUGGUCAAAUUAUGACACCAACUGAUAUCCUGUUUGGCUCAAAAAUUGAAUAUUCUUGUGAUGAAGGCUAUCAUUUAAUAGGUGAUGCUGUUAGACAUUGUACCCUUUCUAACAACCAAGUUUUAUGGAGUGGUGAAUCUCCAGUUUGUGAAAUUACUACUUGUUUAUCACCUCCAAAUAUCAACAAUGGGAAGCACAAUGGUGGCCACAAGGAUGUAUUUACCUAUGGUGAGACAGUGACUUAUCACUGUGAUUUACGUGCUCAAGAUCAAUUUUCACUUAUUGGAGAAGCCACCAUUACUUGUGCUGAACAUGGAGAAUGGAAUAAGCCAACUCCUGAAUGUAAAGUGGUCAAAUGUACAACUCCAUACGUUCCCAAUGCAGUCCAGGUGUCAGGAUUCGGAUCCUCUCAUACUUAUAAGGACACAAUUGUUUUUGAAUGUAAAGAAGGUUAUAUCUUACAGAAUAAUAGGAAGAUUACCUGUGAAGCUGAUAAUAAGUGGAAGCCUGAGCUGCCAAUUUGUUCUGAAGCAUCUGGUCUUCCUUCCAGUCAAGCACCACCUGCUACAAGUAGACCAGGAACAACUAUUGCUUCUCAAACAAAGCCACCUGUCUCAAGACAACCAGGACCUUCUCUUCCUCCCGUUGAAGAACCACCCUCAGGCCAAAUGAGUCCUGGCAUCAUUGCCCUGAUAGCUAUUGCAGCUAUCGUUUUUGUGAUCAUUAUCUUGGUAAUUUCUCAUCAAUAUAACAAAAAAAAAGGGAAAAAUGCAACGAUUCCUGCUAAUGCUAGUUACAAAGCUUGCCCAAAAAAAGAGAAUCAUUCUCAGGAAAGCAAUUGUAAUGUUUGAAAAUUUAAUGUGUCCAUCGAUCUGGCCUAUAUUUUAGUUGAAAUGUUAAGCACUUUUCAAGUUACUUUCAAUGUAGCCUUUUUGCCAUUUGAGAAUGCAGCUGUUAAGUUGGAAUUUUGAUAUUUUAAAAUAAGGCUUAGCACUCAUAUACCUCCUUACAUCAUUGUUGGAAAACAAAAAGGUGCUCGAAAUAGAUUUGAAGGUAAUACACACAUUGGAUUUCUCCAUAUCAUCACAGCAUUUUGUGUAGGGUGUCAGGAAGAUUGCAAAGUAUUUUCAGUGGACAAUUAUCCAGAUGUUGAAAAUGAGGGAAGUUGGACACCAGCUUUAUGGAUACUUAAAGGUUUUUUGUAAGAAAUGUUCUUGUCAAGCAGUAGCACCUUCUCACAUUAGUAAUGACCUUCUUUGGUAAACAGUAUACUCUCUCAAGACAGAGUUAUUAGUAAGUCAGUUUGCACACAUGGCUGUGAAGUUGCCAUUUCUUUUCACCAGUCAGUGGGAAACAGACUUAUUUGUUUAAACAAGAUACCAAGAAGAAUGAUUUGACUACUCUGAAAGUAAAGGGACAUUAGUGAGUCUCUAGUGAAGAAUUCCAGCAAGAGGUGCACCAUGAAUACUUGUGGCCUUAAAAAUACCAAAGAUCUGACCCAAUUCAAGUAGGGCAAGUGCUUUGUGGUGGGAAUGUCCCCAUGUUGAAAGCAUAUUAAAAUCAAGCCUGAGAGAUAGCACAUAAGGGGCUAAUGUCCUUGCCUUAAACCAAGAAAGACCAUUCAAAUCCUGCCUCUGAACUUCAUGGCUCUGGGCAGGUGACUUAACCAGCCUGGUAUAGCUCUAGGCCAAUGAUGGCAAACUCAAAUAGAAACUUAGAAAACCACAAAUUAACAUAUGCAUGUUGUGUUGUAUUUUCUGGUUUUCUUAAUUUCCCAAUUUUAGUCUGGUUUGAGCAGCACAAAAGUUUUGAAGACAGCAUCUGGGCCCAAAUUUGACAUCUUUGCUCUAGGCUGUUUUCUAAAAUGCGGAGGCUCUAAGUGAAGUGUCACCAGUAAGGGGGAAAUGUCCACACUGGGAGUUUCCCACUUCUGAUGCCACCCCCUCAACACACAGAAUGUAGCCUGUUUUUAGAAUCCAGAAACGUGGUCAAACGGUGACUUAAAAGCCUUAGAAUACAUUCUGAAGGGGCACAUUUGUGAGACCAUAUCAUCCCUCACUCAGUACUUUUUUAAAAAGAUCUUUUUUUAAGCAUUUUAGCUGGACAAAGAACUAAAAAUAGACUCUGUACCAUUUUUCUAAAGGUGUGUGGUACAGAAAAUUGUAUAUAUAAAUCUGUAUCACCUGCCCAUCUCUUCCUAACUACACUCCCUAAUUGAGUAUGAGGAUUUGGUUUCAACCUUUGGUCAGAAAAAAGCAGACUUGGGUAUUUUCUUUGUUUGUGUCUGAAAUAUACACACACCUUGGAUUCAUGAUUUCUUAAAAAAUGUUGGUGUGGGCACUGCUUGCAGUGCAGAAUGUAACUGACCCCCACUGCACGCAUAUGUUGGCCCCCCUCCCCCACCAUUAAUUCCAUAGACAAGACCCCUUUGGGGUUGUGUUGGGGUGUGGGCAAUGCCUCUCAAGGCUUCUAGAAGACAAAUACAUCAAAUCUCCACUUUUCAGCUGGCAGCUACUGACCUCAUUCUUUUUCUCACUUUGGACUCUGAGGUAGUGUACAAGGUAUGACUGAAUCACCCCCCAAAUGCAAACUUUUCACCAUUAAUUCAUUAGCUUUGAGCCCCUACCCCAGGGUGUUAAACCAGGGGAAUGCUUUUUCCUAUAAAUUCUUUCUUCCAAACUUAAAAGACUUGGAGGAACAUCAGCUGCUGCCUGCACAAUGAAUUAGCAGCAAGGAAGGAUACAAUCUAUGCAUAUUUCAGCAGUGUCUCAGCUGUGAGAAAGGUCCUAGCCAAAGGCCCCCUCUGUUCUGAAACAGUGGGGCAAAGAAGGUGCUGCCUGAGAUUGCCUCAUAGUGGCCACUGCUGACCUCCAAAAUGCUAGAACCACAGUGGGCUUAUGCUCUCUCUGUCAUCAGCGAUUGUCUCAGAACCUGAGAAGUCGCCAUUAAUUGGUCAGUCCCCUCAAAGCCUCCCUCUAGCCUCCAGCCCUGUCACAGGUGCAUUCUUCCCUGAAAGCUGACUGUCCCAAGGCUCGACAGAAAUGUAUUUCUGCCCUUGGGGCCUCACAGACUCCUUCACAAAUGACCAUUAAUUUGUCUGCCUCAAGAUGCUUAUUUUGUUAAUGGCACAAUCCCUAUAUCCAAAGAGAGGGCUGUGCAAAUUGGGAGUUACACAUACAUGCAUGUUACACAUAAAGGAUACAUUCACUUUCAAAGAAACGAGUGUGGGAACAAGAUUCGGUAUACCUCACCAAUCUGGACCAAUGCAAAGCAGGGAAAGGUUUCCCUUUGAAUUACAGGUUUUGUUUUAUUAAAAAUAUAUAAUGAAGUUUUAUUUUGAAGGACAGUAACUCCAGCUAGGCUAGGAAAUAGUGAUGUUACAUACCAAUAAGCAUAACUUAUUUGUAAAGGAGUGCUUCAGUAUUUCUUGUAGUCUUAUUUGUGCUAUUUAUGAAAUAUAUAUGAGUUCUGAAUUUGUAAAGUCAGGAAUUGAUUUUGUUUUUCACAAUCAGGUUUUUAGGAAUCAUUAUUUACUUAAAAUGAAAGGGAAAUUUCAAGUUAAUACUGGCUAGAUGAAUCUUGAAACAAAGACUUAUGUACAAUAAGGAAACUGAUUUCUAUGAAGGUUUCUUUAAGCAAUUUUGCACGAGGGCUCUAUAAAUUCUCUUAAGUAUGUGUAAUAUAUCUAUAUGCAUGUAUGUUUCUUGUGCGUCUCACAUAUCUUUAAAUCUGUAAUUUAGGAUUAAAUGUAAUUUUCCUUUUAUAUAUGUCCUUCCAAAUAGCUAGGAAAACAAGUUUUAUAUGUAUGUACAUUGGCUAUUUAUCAACAACCUGUGCCUUCUCUGUUAAGAAUCUUGUGAAAAGGAAGAUUGUCCUUCUUGAAUAAAAAUUACAGAUGUCCUUGAAAAGGCUGGCAAGAUGUGUCUAUCCAGAGGGUGGUUCUAAAACUGAAUAAAUUGUGGCUUUGUCUGA